Molecule: messenger RNA, 625 nt
Organism: Lactuca sativa (garden lettuce)
Lineage: Eukaryota; Viridiplantae; Streptophyta; Magnoliopsida; Asterales; Asteraceae
Product: dormancy-associated protein 1
Source: RefSeq, a predicted model, not a curated record
CAAAAAUCAAAUAGACAAUGUUUAAUAAAAUGUGGGAUGAGGUUGUAGCUGGUCCACAACCUAGCCAUGGGCUUAGCAAACUCCGUAAACUUUCCACCAAUGCCCAAGAAGAGGGAAGUGGCAUUCAACCCCAAUCUUCGUCGAUGCCAUCGAGCCCAACCACUCCAGGGACUCCAAAUAAUACAUCACCCACAGCUGGGGGGCGUAAGGAGAACGUUUGGAGGAGUGUUUUCAACCCUGGAAGUAAUAGUGCUACCAGAGAUAUUGGAUCUAAUCGCUUUGACAAGCCCAGCAGUCCUGGAUCUCCCACUGUUUAUGAUUGGAUGUACAGUGGCGACUCAAGGAACAAAUAUCGUUAAGCGUGUAACGUCACCGGUGGGUUCAUGUAAAUAGCAUCCUUUCUGUUUCAAAGAUCACCAAGUGUUCUCGAGGGUUCAACCUGAUCUUUGUUUUACUUCUUUUUUUUACUUAAAUAAAUGUUCUUUUUUCUGUUCUUUUUCGAUGAUGCUUUUUACGUUUUGAUGAUGUUUUAAUAAGUGGUGCCAAAGCUGUAAUGUAUAACUUGUCGGACAUGGUUAGAUUUCGAUGAUGUUUUUUGACGUUUUGAUCAUGUUUUAAUAAGUUG